AUGGCCAACUACAAUAUUCUGUUCGAUGUUGAAUAUAUCAGGAUAAACAGUCAUGUUCUAUAUUGCGCCUCAAACCCUCAAAAGCGUAUAAGCCGUUACAAGUUUUUAGAAGAACUUGGAUACGCUUUAGUAACUCCACAUGUUAUGAAUAGAAGAUCUAUGACAAAUCUUUCAAAAGAGCUAAAAGAUAUGAUUGACAAGUUUCUCCGUGAGGUUGGUGUUGAGCUACCUGACGAUCAACCUGCACAAGGACCGAGCCAAAAUAAGAGACCAAAGAAAUCGCGCUGUCAUUUGUGCCCACGACUCAAAGACAGUAACACCCCAAGAGUGUGCUCAAAAUGUAUGAAGAAUGUGUGCCGUAAUCAUUCUGUAGACGUAAAAGUAUGUGCUAAAUGUCAGGAAAAGUAUUAA
Parnassius apollo (apollo) is the source of this 411-nucleotide messenger RNA. NCBI's taxonomy places the organism in Eukaryota, Metazoa, Arthropoda, Insecta, Lepidoptera, Papilionidae. The record is from the annotation of a GenBank genome assembly.